AUGAUUGUAGUGGCUGUUGUUUCAUCACGCUUCCCAGAGAGUAGUCCAGGCUUACAAAUGUUGGAACGGGUUUACCAAAGACAAAACCGGAACAGGCGCCACCCGUGCGUAGAAUCCAAAACUGACAUGUUCCGGGUACUUCAGUAUGAUAUUAAUAAAGCUGCAGGGGAAGUUGAGAAUCGACGUCCAUUGCUACUCACUCGACACAAUGUCGUCCCAGGCAUGGUGCUUAUUUAUUGUCACGGUAAUUUGCUUUUCUGUGAUCACAUAUUUAAUGGAUACGGUUGCGCAGAAGACGACUUCCGACAUCAAUUGCGACAGUGCCAUACACGAGCACUAAAAUCUUUCUCGCUACCCAGAGACUUCCGGUUCAGUCCUGCACGCGGUAAACAAGGAAUCCGAACUCCAUGGGGUGGUGAGAUUGGUGGGGCUGGAGUUGACUUUCAUGGCCACCCUGGUCUAGAUGUUUGGUCAGUGCCUCCGAUUAGUACACGGGCUUCCACAUUAUCUCCAAAAUUACCUAACGUUAAUAGCACAGACAAAAGGACAACCAAUGGCUGUGCAAGUCAGAAUAAACAGUACGAAGACAAAGAUUGUAAAGAGAAAACAGGAAAUGCAGGACCUUUACUUGCACGACGUCGAACUCCGACCAAAAAUGAUACCUGCCCUCCUCGUGUUGCAACAAAUUCGACUUUGAAGAACAUCAUGUUACUGCGUAACAAUUCCAGAUUCACUGCUCAACGAAGAUCAAAAUUCACCGUGCUCAACGAAGAUCAAAACGUUGACACCGUGCCUCCAACUACUACCGCUGCUUUAGCGAAGCCUUCCUCUGAAUAUACACGGCUCAACGAAGAUCAAAACGUUGACACCGUGCCUCCAACUACUACCGCUGCUUUAGCGAAGCCUUCCUCUGAAUAUACACGGCUCAACGAAGAUCAAAACGUUGACACCGUGCCUCCAACUACAGACAGCACCAAACAUUCUAGCUCUCCGUCUGGCAUAACCAUUUGUCCAGUUGUAGAAACCGUAACUUCUGACCAUGUCUCAACCCAAACAGACUCGAAACUAGCAGAAUCUAGAUCUAGUGUAGAAGCCAGUGUACAAGCUGGAUCGGCGACCAACGAGUCUUCGGGAUUAGAAGAACCCCAAAUCACAUUCGACGAAGUGCCACUCUUCAGGAACCGGUUCAGUGAAAACCACAAUUCCCAAUGUCCCCCUUCGGUGAAUUGGAAUAUCAUAUGCGGGACAUACAAAGAAUCCUGGUGUUCUCAUACUAUCAAGAAGAACAGAUACACUCUUAGCUGCAUGUUGCUCUACAUGAUAAUGACUACCUUUCUCACUCGCGUCUUUCACCUUGACUCGGAAUUUUCAUGCUUAUCUACCUGUUCUCUAUAUGAUGACAUUCUCGACUUUAACGCAAUUUCUUUACUGGUAUCUGGCAUAUCUCUAGCUAUCCAGUUAACACUGGACACCUACGGCGUUCAUAGUAGAAGUGCACUUCUUUUUAAUAUCGUAAUGUCAACUAUACAAAUGAUGCUUUACUUUGUGACUUUUGUACGAAUCUACCACUGUCGCGGUUCUCUCUUCGACUACCUUUUCCCAGCUUUGACCUUUGUGAUGUGUAUUGGCUAUGCUUGCUUAGGGAUUGUCACUCUUCCCAAAAUACUGGGUUGUUCAAAUGUCUAUUAA
Molecule: messenger RNA, 1689 nt
Organism: Acanthosepion pharaonis
Lineage: Eukaryota; Metazoa; Mollusca; Cephalopoda; Sepiida; Sepiidae
Source: the annotation of a GenBank genome assembly